UGUUUAGAUGUUGAUGCCCAAGAAGAACCGAAUUGCCAUCUACGAACUCCUUUUUAAGGAGGGCGUGAUGGUGGCCAAGAAAGAUGUCCACAUGCCGAAGCACCCCGAGCUCGUUGACAAGAAUGUGCCCAACCUCCACGUCAUGAAAGCCAUGCAGUCUCUGAAAUCCCGUGGUUAUGUGAAAGAGCAGUUUGCGUGGAGGCAUUUCUACUGGUAUCUUACCAACGAGGGCAUCCAGUACCUGCGCGAUUACCUUCACCUCCCCCCGGAGAUCGUCCCCGCAACCUUGCGCCGGAGCCGCCCAGAGACUGGCAGACCACGGCCCAAAGGUCUGGAAGGUGAACGCCCUGCGCGUCUUACUCGGGGAGAAGCUGACAGGGAUACGUACAGACGCAGUGCUGUUCCACCUGGUGCUGACAAGAAGGCUGAAGCUGGUGCUGGAGCAGCCACUGAAUUCCAGUUUAGAGGUGGAUUUGGUCGUGGACGUGGUCAGCCUCCUCAGUAGAACUUCCUGCUCAUGUUUUGUGUAUAAUAAAAUAGGUGAAAAUACCA
Messenger RNA from Balearica regulorum gibbericeps (East African grey crowned-crane), 552 nucleotides. The record is from RefSeq and is a predicted model, not a curated record. Lineage: Eukaryota; Metazoa; Chordata; Aves; Gruiformes; Gruidae.